AUGGGAAAUGAGAACAGCUUCCCAUCUGAGAUGUGCAACAACUUCGACGCGGAGGAGAUUAAAAGGCUGGGCAGAAGCUUCAAGAAGUUGGACUUGGACAAAUCGGGCACCCUGAGCGUAGAAGAAUUCAUGUCGCUGCCUGAGCUGAAGCAGAACCCACUGGUGGGCCGAGUGAUCGACAUCUUUGACACAGAUGGCAACGGGGAAGUGGACUUCCACGAGUUCAUCAUGGGCACCUCCCAGUUCAGCGUCAGAGGUGAUGAAGAGCAGAAGCUAAGGUUCGCCUUCAGAAUCUACGACAUGGACAAGGAUGGCUACAUCUCCAAUGGGGAGCUUUUCCAGGUGCUAAAGAUGAUGGUGGGGAACAACCUCACAGACUGGCAACUACAGCAGCUCGUGGACAAAAGCAUCUUGGUCCUGGAUAAGGACGGCGACGGCCGGAUAUCCUAUCAAGAGUUCUGUGAUGUAGUGAGACAAAUGGAGAUCCACAAGAAAUUUGUCGUCUUUAUAGAACACCGUCAAGAAGACUAA
Psammomys obesus (fat sand rat) is the source of this 531-nucleotide messenger RNA. It is a transcript of the gene Ppp3r2, whose product is annotated as protein phosphatase 3 regulatory subunit B, beta. Bases 1 to 531 code for a protein of 176 amino acids. Gene Ontology annotation, molecular function: calcium ion binding; calcium-dependent protein serine/threonine phosphatase regulator activity. The transcript is spliced from 2 exons. Lineage: Eukaryota; Metazoa; Chordata; Mammalia; Rodentia; Muridae. The record is from RefSeq and is a predicted model, not a curated record.